AUGGACUCUGAGCAUGGAAGUGGAAGUAGCAGGCUUCCAAGAAUUUCGGAAGCAGAUGUAGAUUUGGAUGACUCAUUUGACCCAUCAACUGUGAUGGAUUUUGAACAUUCAGGAGGAUCCAGAACAAAUUCAGAAAUUGCAACAAGUGAGGUUGCAGCUAGCACAAUAGAUACUUCUAAGUCAUUCAAUUCUCUGCCUUCAUCUUCGUCAGAAAAUUCAUCUCACGUUUUCUUUCAAGUGAAUCCAGCCAUGAUUCCCAUGUCCAAAACAUCUGAUCAUGAAUCCCCACCAAAAUCAGAGGAAAACGCCAAUUCACUGCUUAAGGAUGGAAAAAAUGAUGUUCUAUUCCAAUUGGAAGAAUUAUUUGGAUCUUUACAUUCCAGCUCACAAAAAUCAGAUGUCACUGAUGAAUUUGUAAUUCCAAUCUUGUCACCAACACAUUCUCCUCCUAUUCAAGUAAUGGAACGACCAAGAGGAUAUGAUCCUGAUCGUAUUCCAGCGUCAGUGUUUGCAAAGCCUGCUUCACCAGUUGAUUGGAGUGUCGCGUCUACUGAAUCUUUAUUCAGCAUUCCGAUAGGAAAUGCCAGUUUCUCCAGAGAUCAUGCUUUUAAGCCAGUUGGAGACACAAACAAGCCCAAUGAAUUUGGCAACUCUGGAGAAUUGUACGUUUCGGAAGAAUUUUACAAAUCAGGAGAACUAGAUACUUUCAGUGAACAGUACAGAUAUAGAGAACUCCAAAAGUCAAGUGAGCUUGUCAGGUUGAGGCAACACUCUCCUGUAACAAAAGGAGAACAUAAAGCACAAGGCGCUGAUCUUCCGAACAGAACAAUCAGAGAUGAAGGUGGGAUAAAUCUAGAAGCCAAAUCUUUUGCUAAUCCAAUAAAGAAGAAGUCAUCAAAGUCAUCAUGCGCUUGUUGCUCAAACUGCUGUUACAAGUGUCCAAGCUGCUGUUGCAAGUGUCCAGGUGUUGUGGCAAAUGCGAAAGUGGCUGCUGCAAGCCUUUAA
This is a messenger RNA of Coffea arabica (coffee), 1005 nucleotides long. NCBI's taxonomy places the organism in Eukaryota, Viridiplantae, Streptophyta, Magnoliopsida, Gentianales, Rubiaceae. The record is from RefSeq and is a predicted model, not a curated record.